AUGGCUCAGAUUGGACCUACUGAGAAGGAAUUUGCUUCCUUCGUUUCCAACCUCAGUAAGGAACUACGGAGAUAUCACGACCCACAAUACAGACCAAACCUUCUCUAUUUAAAACGAAAUACUGUGCUAUUGAGGGAAUGCCCCAAUGCUGCCGAUAAAUCUUCGACGACAAGAGGUCGAAAGAUUGCCGCACAUAGAAAUAUACGGGAAAUGUACGAAAAACUGGACAUUGAGUUGUAUAUUCUGUGCACGUCGCGCCUCCCCACAACAACACUGGCUUCCUUGAAUGCAAUUUGGAUCAAUAAACUUCAGCAAUGGUGGAGUUUAAUACCCAGAGUCACCGGACAAAGAAAAGUCGCUCUGGAGCUGUGCAAAGAGUUUGGUCUCUCAGGUCAUGUUCAACAACGUAAUACUCAAGCAGACAGUGGAUUCGUCCCUGAUAUCACAAAUCCCAAUAGUCGGAGUGCUCGAACGGCAUUUGAAACAAGCCAGAUAUCACCAGGAAAUAACACGGCUGUUCCUCCUGAGCAUAUCGGUAAUUUCCCCAAGUAUCUAUAG
This is a messenger RNA of Microsporum canis CBS 113480, 558 nucleotides long. RefSeq lists its product as uncharacterized. The record is from RefSeq and is a predicted model, not a curated record. The coding region runs from base 1 to 558 and encodes 185 amino acids. The transcript has a single exon. Lineage: Eukaryota; Fungi; Ascomycota; Eurotiomycetes; Onygenales; Arthrodermataceae.